This is a messenger RNA of Metarhizium acridum CQMa 102, 603 nucleotides long. RefSeq lists its product as uncharacterized. Lineage: Eukaryota; Fungi; Ascomycota; Sordariomycetes; Hypocreales; Clavicipitaceae. The record is from RefSeq and is a predicted model, not a curated record.
AUGCUUCUUCUCGGACUCCUCACCCCACUCCUCGGCCUUGCGGCCGCUGCUCCCAACCCCAACAGUCCCUCCAAGGUCAAGAUCCACGGAGUGAGCCUCCUUGGAACCGGCUGCCCUGCUGGCACCGCCGAUGUCCAAGUCGAUGCCACUGGGACGCUCUUCGAGGCCACCUUCUCCGCAUACGAGGUGCAGACUGGCCCUGGUACCAAGGCCGCUGACUGGCGAAAGAACUGCAAGCUCACUCUGAACAUGGAGUUUGAUUCCGGAUUCCAGUUCUCCAUUCUCGACACCGACAUGAUUGGAUUUGCCGAGAUACCCCAGAGUGCCAAUGGCCAGUGCAGCAACGUCUUCUCCUUCACCGGAAACCCCCAGACGGUCACCUAUGCCAUCAAGCUUCCCGGACACUUCAGCGGCGACUUUGACCUCAAGUCCCGCGCUGGCAUCGAGUCUUGGUCGCCUUGCGGUGGCAGCACUGCUAUUCUCAACAUGAACACGGCUUGCGCCAUCACCCCAACCCACCUCCCUGCCCUCAUUGCCGUCGACCACAUCAGCGGCAAGCUCAGAGUCAAGUUCGCCGUCCAGUGGCGCAGAUGCCACAAGUAA